Chlorella variabilis is the source of this 1118-nucleotide messenger RNA. RefSeq lists its product as hypothetical. The transcript has 6 exons. The coding region runs from base 61 to 1005 and encodes 314 amino acids. Gene Ontology annotation, molecular function: NAD binding; oxidoreductase activity, acting on the CH-OH group of donors, NAD or NADP as acceptor; NADP binding. The record is from RefSeq and is a predicted model, not a curated record. Lineage: Eukaryota; Viridiplantae; Chlorophyta; Trebouxiophyceae; Chlorellales; Chlorellaceae.
AUGACCCAAACCUGCAGCAACAACCAGUAGGUCCAGGAAAUUUACGGGUCCGACUCAGACAUGGCUCCGCAAGUGGCUUUCAUAGGCCUUGGAGGAAUGGGCAAGGGGGUGGCCGCCAAGCUGGCAGAGUGGCUGGGCUCAGGGAAGGCACCUGGCUAUUCUGGUCCCCUUGUGGUGUACAACCGAACCACCGCCACGGCGCAGGGAUUCGCCCACGAGACACCGGGCGUGACUGCCGUCGCCACAGUGGCAGAGGUGGUCCCAGCGAAGAUUGUGUUCUCGCUGCUGGCCAACGAUGCAGCCGCCGAUGCGGUCCUGGGAGACUACCUGUCCGCCCGAGCCGCUGACGGUGCCAGUCAUCCAGCCAUCUAUGUCAACGCCGCCACGCUGCUGCCGGCAACGGUGAAGCGGCAGGCUGCGGCAGCUGCCAAGGCUGGCGUCGAGUUCGUCAACAUGUCUGUGUUUGGCAGGCCGGAUGCCGCGGCGACUGGCUCCCUGGUGGCGGUGCCGGCCGGCCCUGCUGCCGCCAGGCAGGCGCUGGCCCCUCUGCUGCCAGCCUUUGCUGGGCGCGGGGUGUGGGACCUUGGGGAAGACCCUGCUACAUCCGCUUCGUUCAAGUUAAUUGGCAACUUCUGGAUCUCGAGCCAGAUCGAGGUGGCAGCCGAGUGCUUGGCGCUGGGCGCGAAGAAUGGCAUCGAGGACAGUGCCGUUCUGACAAUGCUGGAAACGUUCCUGCCCUCUCCAAUCCCCAUCGGCUAUGCCCGUCGCAUGGGUGCGGGCGGCUACUCCACAGAGACUGGAUUUGCCAUAGAUUUGGGCUCAAAAGACUUGGGGCACAUCCGUGCCCGGGCUGCCGACUCCGCCUGCCCGCUGCCUUGGGCCGAUGUUGCAUACAUUCAUCUCCUGCAAACCAAGGCCAGACACGGCGGAUCGCUGGAUUGGGGCGCCAUGUUUCUGGCCGUCCGGGACAACUGUGGGUUGCCAUCCAACUCCAAGCAGGAGUGAUGAGGGCGUAUGAAUUUUGCAUCGCUGUCUGCAGCAGGCCAGCCAUUGAGGGCCUAUGAAUUUUACCCAGGACCAUCGUUGUAUGCCCCUCCAUUGUAAUUGUGUGCACAAAA